AUGAACCCCGUUCAUCUUGUUCGUUUCGAGCGUCUCGAGCGAGUGAUAGAGGAAGGGCCAGCUUUGGGUGAGGGUUUUAAAUCAGAUAACAAGCUCGAAGUUCCGGAGGUGCAGAAUCGGCCAGCAACUCAAGUGCAGGUGGCCAAGAAACUCCAAGGAAUGGUGAACAAUAGGAGGACUCUGGGGCCAGAGCACCCAUCAACUGUAGAAAGCAUGAACAAACUUGUGUCAACUUAUUGGCAGCGGAACCAAUGGCAGGAGGCCGCGAAACUUUUAGAGCAAGUGCUGGCGGUUAGAGAUGCGAAGCUCAGCGAGUACCAUCCCCCUACACAGGCAAACAUGCGCAACAUGAUGUGGUCACACAGGAGGCAGGGGAGGUGA
Molecule: messenger RNA, 381 nt
Organism: Penicillium robsamsonii
Lineage: Eukaryota; Fungi; Ascomycota; Eurotiomycetes; Eurotiales; Aspergillaceae
Exons: 2
Coding region: 1-381 (126 amino acids)
Molecular function (GO): protein binding
Source: RefSeq, a predicted model, not a curated record